Ascoidea rubescens DSM 1968 is the source of this 534-nucleotide messenger RNA. It is a transcript of the gene ALG13, whose product is annotated as N-acetylglucosaminyldiphosphodolichol N-acetylglucosaminyltransferase catalytic subunit ALG13. The annotation marks the transcript as partial. Lineage: Eukaryota; Fungi; Ascomycota; Saccharomycetes; Ascoideales; Ascoideaceae. Gene Ontology annotation, biological process: dolichol-linked oligosaccharide biosynthetic process. The record is from RefSeq and is a predicted model, not a curated record. The transcript has 2 exons.
AUGAACAGUAUUUUCAUUACAAGUGGGAUCACCAAGACGUUUAGUGAAUUAAUUGAGGUUGUGUUGGAUCCUCUUUUUCUCAAAUUUCUUGCAUUGAAUAACUACGAUCAAAUGUAUUUCCAGUAUGGCAAUGAAUUGGUCAAGGAUAGGAACCAGAGUAAGGUUAUAUUUAUGGAGUACUUGGAGAGACUAUACAAGCUAAUUGAGAUGGAUAGCGAGAUCAGCGUUAUAAGCGCCGAUAUUUAUGGUCAAUUUGAAUUGCAAAUGAAUUGCUAUUCGAUUUCAACUAUAAACUACUUGAAUGAUAUUAAGGUGUCUAAUUUCAUAAUAACACAUUCAGGAACAGGCACAAUACUAGACAUAUUCAAUAUAAAAUACAACAGUGAUAAUGAAGAUGAAGAUGAAAAUAACUGCAGUUCAAAUAAUAGUGCGAAUAAUGGCUACAGCAACUACAAACUCUUGUCAAUCAUAAACAGCAACUUGAUGGACAACCACCAGCUAGACAUCUCGAAGGAAUUCAAAGCAGCCAACUAU